Messenger RNA from Orbilia oligospora ATCC 24927, 1611 nucleotides. RefSeq lists its product as uncharacterized. The record is from RefSeq and is a predicted model, not a curated record. NCBI's taxonomy places the organism in Eukaryota, Fungi, Ascomycota, Orbiliomycetes, Orbiliales, Orbiliaceae. Gene Ontology annotation, biological process: proteolysis. The transcript has 7 exons. The coding region runs from base 1 to 1611 and encodes 536 amino acids. Gene Ontology annotation, molecular function: aspartic-type endopeptidase activity.
AUGCGUCUCAUCGUCAUAACCUACUUUGCUGUCUGCAUAAAUCGGAUAAACGCAUUUGUUCCCUGGCGACCGAAUACAUCGGAUUUUGAUCCAAGCACAUUACAUUCUAUCGAAGCGUCCUCCCAUGCCGUCCGACGCCAUAAGUUGAGGAUAGCCCAUGCUAGUGCAAAAUUCGAAAGAAGGACCGGCACUGGAGACCUUAACGCAGCUUCGUUUUCUCCUCUCACCCGAAGAGAGGAUAAGACUUCAGGACCAGUCGAUCUGUAUUCCGAUCCCAAUGAUAUAUCGUACUGGGUCAAUGUUGAUGUCGGUUCUUCCGGGAAAUCCUUUCGUCUAGUAGUAGACACAGGAUCUGCCGACACAUGGAUCCCCUCGGCCGAAUGCAAAUCCAAAAGCUGUCUCGCUCACCGCACGUUCGGCCCAGAUGAUAGUUCCACAUUGCAUGUAACGAGUGACAAGACGUUCGCCAUAGCGUAUGCCAGCGGUAAUGUCGAGGGUUACAUUGCGAAGGAUACUUUGAAAUUUGGUUCCGUCACUAUUGAUAAGAUGGAGUUCGGAUUAGCCAAAAUGGUCUCCGAUGACUUUACGAACUUUCCAGUAGAUGGGAUUCUCGGGUUAGGUUUUCCGUCUGCAUCUAUCUUGAAAGUACCCACAUUUAUCGAGAGCUUGAUAUCCCACAAUGUUAUCUCCAAACACAUUUUCGGGGCAUAUCUCCACCGAACGGCAGAUAAUAAAAACGGAGGAACGAUCACAUUUGGGGGGAUUGAUGCCUCCAGAAUAGAGGGUGGCGUCGAAGCCUUGAAAUAUUACGAUGUCAAUACAACUACUUCCCUUUGGUCCAUUCGAAUGUCUGAUGUCGUCCUUGAUGGGCAAAAUGCAAAUUUUCAAGAGGGCCGUAACGUCAUUAUUGAUACAGGAACUGCCUUGAUAUUAAUCCCCCCAGAAGACGCACUCAAGCUCCACCAAUUCAUUCCCGGGACCAAGAGUAAUGGUGAAACAUUCUAUAUUCCAUGUAAUACGGAUAUUUCUCUCCAGUUUCAGUUUGGAAAUGAUGCAUAUCAGAUUUCAGGGAAAGAUUAUGUUGGGGAUCCGAUAGACGCGCAGAAAGAGCUUUGUCUAAGUUUAAUUGUUGGCAGGAGUGUCGUUCGCGAUGGUGCAUGGCUUAUAGGCGAUGUUUUCCUGCGAAAUGUGUAUAGUGUCUUCGAUAUGGAAAAUGGGAAGAUCGGCUUCGGUAUUCCUGUGCCUGCCGUUAGGGCAUCUUCUACAAGUAUGGAGGCCUUCCCCUCAUCGUCAUCCGAUGCCGUUUCUGAUACAAUCAAAACGGCAUUAUCCCCUGUUUCCACGUUCGCUACUCAUGAUAGUUCUACAGUAUCUUCAGCUAUAAUGCCCACACCCACCUCCACCUCCACCUCCACCUCGGGUCAGGUCAAUUUCAUCAAACCCACCGGUUCAGGAUUGCCCGACCAAAUAGCAAAUUCAACCUCAUCACCCAUUCGUACUACUACCACCCCUUCCCUCGCGUCUUCGAAUUAUUCUAAGGGAUAUCGUUUUUGGGCAUUAUUCGCAAUCUCAUUGUUCACACUGCAUAACAUCAUAGCGAUUACGAUCUAA